Molecule: messenger RNA, 465 nt
Organism: Mizuhopecten yessoensis (Yesso scallop)
Lineage: Eukaryota; Metazoa; Mollusca; Bivalvia; Pectinida; Pectinidae
Exons: 6
Molecular function (GO): protein binding
Source: RefSeq, a predicted model, not a curated record
CCUCUCAUGUUAUGGGAGUACCUACAAUGACUGGCCAGAUUGUAAACUGAUGUUAUCUGCAGCUAAUGAUGGUUACAUUCUAGCCUGGUCAUCAGGAGGAGGCGUGUCAGACCGGAUACCGAUUGGCAUGCCUGUGUACUGUAUGGCAAUCAACCCCCGUAGACACCAGCUUGUGUGUGGAGUCAACGGAGGCAUACGUGUGUACGCCCUGGACGAAAAUCGACUCUCCGGUCAUGUUAUCGAUAAUGAUGUGUUGUUCGUAGCCUGUGAACAUCAAGACAUUGUCCGAUGUAUCAUUUGUAACGAGUCACGCAUUUACUCAGCUGGGUAUGACCACCAGCUAGUUAUCUAUGAUUCCUCAUACACUGGAGAUAAUAGUCUGGUACCCAUAUUCCAGAACCCCACAGCUCAUGAUGCCGGAAUUUCAUGUCUGUUACUAGCUAAAGAUAACGAAAAUAAUACAUG